GUCAUCCAUCAGGCGGUGGAACAGUUAAUUGUGAAACACAGCUCCGGACUGGGACCAUGGCACCGUCUUCGAUGCUGAAAAGCGCUAUUUUGAUACUAACCUGUGCCAUCACUCGUGCGCUGUCAAUCGUCACGCUGGAUAAGGAGGCCAUGACAACGAACGAGUGUGACGCUGAUACGCCGAUGGUGGUUCCCAAUUUUAAGGCCAACUGGUUCAAAGCGACCGAGUACUGCCACUACCUGGGACGCAAUCUGGUGAUGUUGGGUUCGGCCGAAAAACAAGCCAUCGUGGCCAAGGUGAUCGAAGCCACGGACAAGGUGGGUGAUAACUCGUUCUGGAUCGGCGGCAGCGAUUUGGCCGAGCUGGGCAACUUCCACUGGCACUCUACGGGAACGCGGAUCGUUUGGCAAAAUUGGAACGAACUGGUGGACGCACCAACGGCCGGCGACAGCCGACGGAACGACCGGUGCGUACUGCUCGGUAUGCCGGAUGGACUGAAGUGGAUUGUGGUGAACUGUUGGGAUGAGUACUAUUUCUUGUGUGAGAGACCUAUCUUUGAAAAAUAAAGUUUUGUGUUA
Messenger RNA from Armigeres subalbatus, 578 nucleotides. RefSeq lists its product as uncharacterized. The record is from RefSeq and is a predicted model, not a curated record. NCBI's taxonomy places the organism in Eukaryota, Metazoa, Arthropoda, Insecta, Diptera, Culicidae. The transcript has 2 exons. The coding region runs from base 57 to 566 and encodes 169 amino acids.